Messenger RNA from Tachyglossus aculeatus (Australian echidna), 3415 nucleotides. RefSeq names its product integrator complex subunit 6-like. Gene Ontology annotation, biological process: snRNA 3'-end processing. Gene Ontology annotation, cellular component: integrator complex. The record is from RefSeq and is a predicted model, not a curated record. Lineage: Eukaryota; Metazoa; Chordata; Mammalia; Monotremata; Tachyglossidae. The transcript is spliced from 19 exons. Bases 164 to 2863 code for a protein of 899 amino acids.
GUGUAUGUGUGUGUGUGUGCAGCAAGAGGCGAGCAGUCGUCGCCCUCUUUCCCCCCUCCUCCCCCCGGCCCUGUGUGUGUAGAGUGAGUGCGGAGCGGCAGGCAGGCAGGCAGGCAGGGCACCAGGGGGCCAGAGGGGGUGGGGGCGGGGGGCGAGGGGGAAGAUGCCUAUCCUACUGUUCCUCAUAGACACCUCCGCCUCCAUGAACCAGCGCACUGACCUGGGCACCUCCUAUCUGGACAUUGCCAAAGGCGCUGUGGAGAUAUUUAUGAAGCUGCGUGCCCGGGACCCGGCCAGCCGCGGAGACAGGUACAUGCUGGUCACAUACGAUGAGCCUCCGUACUGCAUCAAGGCUGGUUGGAAGGAGAACCAUGCAACAUUCAUGAAUGAACUGAAAAAUCUGCAGGCUUCAGGACUGACUACACUUGGUCAGGCUCUAAGAUCCUCAUUUGAUUUGUUAAAUCUCAAUAGAUUAGUAUCUGGAAUAGACAAUUAUGGACAGGGAAGGAAUCCAUUUUUUUUAGAACCGUCUAUUUUAAUUACCAUCACAGAUGGAAACAAGUUGACAAAUACUGCUGGUGUUCAAGAAGAGCUUCAUCUUCCCCUCAAUUCUCCUCUGCCUGGAAGUGAGCUAACCAAAGAACCUUUUCGAUGGGAUCAAAGGUUAUUUGCCCUAGUACUGCGUUUGCCUGGCGCGGCUUCUGCGGAACCAGAACAACUGGGGAGUGUACCCACUGAUGAAUCUGCCAUCACACAGAUGUGUGAAGUAACAGGAGGUCGCUCCUAUUGUGUUCGGACACAAAGAAUGUUGAAUCAAUGUUUAGAAUCUCUGGUUCAGAAAGUUCAAAGUGGUGUUGUUAUUAACUUUGAGAAGACGGGACCAGAUCCAGUUCCUUCAGGAGAAGAUGGACUUAUAGAUUCGGGUAGGCCAGUCAGUUCAUUUGCUGUUCAGCCAUGGCAUAGUUGUCAUAAGCUCAUCUAUGUACGGCCUAACCCUAAAACCGGUGUUCCUGUUGGACACUGGCCCAUUCCAGAAUCUUUUUGGCCCGAUCAAAAUUCACCUACACUGCCUCCAAGAACAGCUCAUCCAGUUGUGAGGUUCUCCUGUAUAGAUUGUGAACCGAUGGUUAUUGACAAACUUCCUUUUGACAAAUACGAACUUGAACCAUCACCCUUAACCCAGUACAUCCUGGAACGGAAGUCUCCUCACACCUGCUGGCAGGUAUUUGUGAGUAGCAGUGGAAAAUACAGUGAACUUGGACAUCCAUUUGGUUAUUUAAAAGCGAGCACUACUUUAACCUGUGUAAACCUCUUUGUGAUGCCUUACAACUACCCUGUCUUACUCCCUCUUUUAGAUGAUUUGUUUAAAGUUCAUAAGCUUAAGCCAAAUCUGAAGUGGCGACAGGCUUUCGACAACUACUUAAAAACCAUGCCUCCUUAUUUCUUAUUGCCAUUAAAGAAAGCACUAAGGAUGAUGGGAGCUCCAAAUCUGAUAUCAGAUAAUUUAGAUUGUGGACUUAGUUACAGUGUUAUCUCUUACCUUAAAAAACUCAGCCAACAGACCAAAAUUGAAUCAGAACGAAUAAUAGCAUCGGUGGGAAAGAAAGCCCCUCAGGAGACUGGCAUUAAAGUGAAAAAUCACUCCACUGGAUUGUCUUUAGUUCAUAGUAAAGAUUUUAAACAUCUACUGCAAGGAAUUACAGGUGAAACUCCACUGAGAUUAACAGAAAUGAACAUUAAAGAAUUUGCGGGUUUCCAAAUAGGACUCUUAAACAAGGAUUUGAAACCUCAGGCAUAUAGGAAUGCUUAUGAUAUUCCUCGUAGCAGUCUUUUAGACCAAUUAACUAGAAUGAGAUCUAAUUUGCUGAAAACACACAAGCCUAUUGUUGGACAGGAUGAAGAUUGCCUUCAUAGUGUACCAGUAGCUCAGAUGGGUAACUAUCAGGAAUAUCUGAAGAUGUUGCCUUCCCCACUUCGAGAGAUUGAUCCAGACCAACCAAAAAGACUUCAUACUUUCGGCAAUCCAUUUAAACAAGAUAAGAAGGGGAUGAUGAUCGAUGAAGCGGAUGAGUUUGUGACGGGUCCACAGAACAAAGUUAAACGUCCCGGAGAGCCCAAUACUCCGGCCUCAUUGAAAAGAAGGCGGAGCAUGUCCCCGCUGUUAAGAAGACCACAGACACCCCCUAUAAUAACUAACCACGUUGGAGGAAAAGGACCACCUUCAGCCUCGGGGUCUCCCUCUUCUCCAAACCUCCUAAAGCCCAUCCCAGUACUUAAAGACACCAGUGCAGUUCAAGAUGGUAAUGGCGAGAAGAAGAUCGAAAACUGCCAGUCACAGGAUAAACAAGCCGAUGGCUUGUCAUCCCAGUUGGUUUCAUCAGGUCCUGCAGUUAUCGGGGAAGAUGGAGUUCUACCAAAUGACCUGGACUCUCUGCCUAGUGAAAUGAAUUGUUUAAGUGAAGAUGGACUGGAUCACAAACCUGGUAGCAAUUCACUUGACAGAGGAUCUGUAAACUACAGUCAUUCAAUAGAUGACCAAAAAGUGGUGGUGGAGGAGUCGACUUCUGGAACUGUGCCAAAUUCAUUGAAAAUCACCCAUAGUAUGAUAGAAGGGAAUAAUGCUGAUAUCAAAAUUAAAGUAAUGAAGGAGGUUCGCAAGCCCGGAAGAAAUUAUGAAAAGAUCUUCACUUUGCUCGAGGAAGUGCAAGGACCCGUGGAAAUCCAGAAAUACUUCAUCGAAUUUACUAUCAAGGAAGCAGCAAGGUUUAAAAAACGAGUCCUAAUACAGCACCUAGAGAGAAUACUAGAGGAACUAGAUUCCAACAGCCUCCCCAAGGGAGUUAAUCACGUCAACAGCAGAUAACGGUGUGUCCGCCCAACAAGUACGGACCGGGGAUGAGUUUGCUGUGCCGCGGGAAGAGUGGAGCGGGGCGUGGCCACGCUCGGCGGUCGAGGGACUUCGCUGCCGGCCUGAGAAGAGGUUUAACUUCACGCACCAUUUGGCAGCGGGAGCCGGGCGGUAGCCAUGAGAAUUUGCUCCGAAAGGUGUGGCUUUUUUGUCUGUGGAGGGUGCCGCUCGUUGGACACGCUGAAGACAUUAACCGUUGCUGCCCCUCCUAAAGACAUUAUGAAAGUGCACCUGAGGCUUCCCAGGUCCCCGACUUCAGUUGUCUUUCAUCCUGUGAGGACGGAGACUCUUCAGGUGGACUUGCACACGCUGUGCUUUGGAAGCACUAAAAGAACGUGUUUUUUUAAAAACGUGUAUUUUACAUGUGAUGUUCAUACAAAGGAUUAUUUUGAACAGUAUUGUUAUGAGAUCGGUAAUUUGCUAUUUUAACUGUAAAAAAAAAAAAAUUUUGGACCAUGUGUACAUACCAAAUAAAAAUUUUAUCGAUUUUUUUAAAUCGGUGCAUGA